AUGUUCUAUGGGACUCAUUUCAGCAUGUCUCCUCCCGCCAAGAGCAAGCUGAAGCGGCACAGCCAGUUGCUGUCCAGCAUGCUGUCUCGGACCCUGAGCUACAAGUCCCGAGACCUGGAGCCCACCCUGGGCAGCCCGGGCGCCAGGGACGACCCUGCCGAGCUGUCCACUCAGCUCUCUGCCCCGGGUGUCCUGAAGGUGUUUGGGGACAGCGUCUGCUCGGGCACCCACUAUAAGAGCGUCUUGGCCACGGGCUCGUCCAGUGCCCUCGAGCUCGUGAAGGAGGCCCUGGAGCGCUACGCCCUGAGCCCCGAGUGCGCCGGCCAGUACGUGCUGUGCGACGUGGUGGGACGGGCCAGCAGCACGGGGCAGCGGUGGCAGGCCGAGUGCUUCCGCGUGUUCGGGGACAACGAGAAGCCCCUCCUGAUCCAGGAGUUCUGGAAGCCCCAGGAAGGCCUCUCACGGAGGUUUGAGCUGAGGAAGAGGUCAGAUGUGGAAGAGCUGGCCUCCAGGGAUGUGGACACCACCACGGCAGGGAUCAACGCCCAGGCCAGGAGGCUCCAACGGACCCGGGCCAAGGGCACGGCCACAGGUACCCAGCGGCCCUCGCCACCCCACCUGCGCCGCAGCGUCAGUGAGACCAGCCUGAGUGCAGCCCCGCCCGCUGACUCUGGUCAGCCCCACUACGCCACCCUGCCGGCAAGUUCGGGCCCCGAGGAGCCCACCCAGGACACAGGUGGCCUGGCCAAUGAGGGCACCAUGCGCCACUCACUCUAUCAUUCACCCCACCUCCUCCUCCUGCAGGGCUACAGCCAGCAGCACGACAGCCUGGUAUACGUGCUGAACCGGGACCUGCACACGGUGGGCCAGCGGACACCCGCCAGCCGGCCCAGCAUCAGCCUGGCAGCCCCCGACAUCCUGCCCCUGCACUGCACCAUUCGCCGGCGCCGGCGCCCCGGCCUCCAGCCAGGGGCCUCACUGGUGCUGGAGCCCAUUGCAGGCGCGCCCGUGGCCGUGAACUUCACCGAGGCAGGGAGCCACCCCGUGGAGCUGCGUCAUGGUGACCUGCUCUCCCUGGGCCUCUACUACCUGCUGCUGUUCAAGGACCCACUGCAGGCCCAGCCGCUGCCUGCCCAGGCCCUGGCCCGCCUCGGGGCUGCACCGAGGAGCUGCCGUCUGUGCGGAGCCUCGCUUGGGGACCGUGGCACCGCCUGCCCGCCUCGGGCCAGCCCUGAGUCCACGCGCGAGUCCGCCCGGCAGAGGCUGCAGCUGGCCUUCGAGCCGUCUCAGGAGGACGCGCUGCUGCAGCGAAUCCUGACAUUGGUGGAGCCCACGGGCGACGACCACAAGCUGACCCCCGCCUUCCUGCUGUGCCUCUGUGUCCAGCACGCCGCCACCUGCUUCGGACCCGGCGCCUUCGGCCAGCUGCUGCUCAAGAUGGCUGGGGCCAUCCGAGACACGGUCUGGGAGAAAACCAGAGAACUCGCUGAGAAGCAGGCGCAUCUCCAGGAGCCAGCCUCCCUGUCCAGCCUGACCAUGGCCGACCUGGCCCCCGACCUGCAGCACAUCCUCUUCUGGAUGGCGAACUCGGUGGAGCUCCUCUACUUCCUGCAGCAGAAGGGCCCGCUCUACGUGCAGAGCAUGGAGGAGGCGCUGGACGGCACAGGGUCCAGGGAGUCGCUGCUGUCCUGUGCACUGACAGCCAGCGAGGAGGCCAUGGCGGUGCUGGAGGAGGUGAUCCUGUAUGCCUUCCAGCAGUGCGUCUACUACAUCUCCAAGUCCCUGUAUGCGUGCCUGCCCGCUCUCCUCGAGUGCCCCCCAUUCCCCGCCGAGCGCCGCGACAGCUGGAGCCCAGGUCCCCGCCUCCCCGAGGAGCUGCGCCGCGUCGUGGCCAUCUACCAGGCCACGCUGGACCUCCUGCGCCAGUUCCAGGUGCAUCCCGAGAUCGCCACCCAGAUGCUGGCCUACCUCCUCUUCUUCUCCAGCACCCUGCUCUUCAACCAGCUCCUGGACAAGGGUCCCUCGCUGAGCUGCUUCCACUGGCCCAAGGGUGUGCAGGCCUUCGCCCGGCUGCAGCAGCUCCUGGAGUGGGUGAGGGGUGCUGGCUUGGGGGCCACAGGUGAGCAGUUCUUCCGGAAGCUUUCCUGCACGCUCAACCUGUUGUCCACGCCCAGUGCCCAGCUCGUCCAGAUGACCUGGGCCACACUGCGGGCUACCUUUCCUGCCCUGCGCCCAGCGCAGCUCCACCGGCUGUUGACCCAGUACCAGCUGGCCUCGGCCAUGGGCCCCACGAGUGCCUGGGAGCCGAGUGCCCCAGACGCCCCUGACGCCUGCAAGUCUGACGACGUCCUGGAGUCGUACGAGAACCCCCCGCCCAUCGUUCUGCCCAGUGAUGGCUUCCAGGUGGACCUGGAGGUGGACCGACUGGACGACAGCAUCUACCAGCACCUGCUUUACGUCCGCCACUUUGUGUGGGGUCUGCAGAGCCGAGCUGGCCGUGGCAGUGGGCCCCCACCUGCAGAGUGUCUGGAGGGCCUGUACCACACUAUUCCAGAGGGUCCUGCCGAGGGUCAGCAUGGCCCUGCAGCUUCCCGGAACCCCAAGACUCUCCGGGACUCUAGACCACAUGGUAGCAGGAACAGGGGUGUGCCAGAGAGGCAGCCCAGCCGCAGGGGUCCUCCACCUGCUGACACCUCCUCGUGCCUCCUGACUCCACCCAGCACCCCACUGGACCUUGAGCCCCCCACUCAUGACUGGUUUGAGCCCUCUCAGGUGAAGAAGGGUGACCUCAGCCCCCAAGGUGCACCCCAGGAAGGAGGCCCCCAAGCCCCCGAGGACUCGUCCUCCAGCCGUAGCUCCAGCCCCGACGUCCCCCAUGCCUCCCUCUGCCCCUCGGUGGUGGUCGUGGAGCUGGAACGGGGCCCCUCCGGGCUGGGCAUGGGCCUGGUGGACGGCAUGCACACACCCUUGGGAGUCCCUGGCCUCUACAUCCAGACACUGCUGCCUGGCAGCCCUGCAGCCUGUGAUGGCCGGCUCUCGCUGGGGGACCGGAUCCUGGAUGUGGACGGAACCAGCCUGGCAGGAGUCAGCUACCUGAGGGCCAUAGACCUGAUCCGCAGCGGUGGCAAGAAGAUGCGCUUUCUGGUUGCCAAGUCAGACCCCGAGACAGCGAGGAAAGUCCAUUUCCGUGCGGCCCCCUCCUAG
This is a messenger RNA of Elephantulus edwardii (Cape elephant shrew), 3204 nucleotides long. It is a transcript of the gene RADIL, whose product is annotated as Ras association and DIL domains. The transcript is spliced from 14 exons. Bases 1 to 3204 code for a protein of 1067 amino acids. The record is from RefSeq and is a predicted model, not a curated record. Gene Ontology annotation, molecular function: GTPase binding. Gene Ontology annotation, biological process: signal transduction; neural crest cell migration; substrate adhesion-dependent cell spreading. Gene Ontology annotation, cellular component: microtubule. Lineage: Eukaryota; Metazoa; Chordata; Mammalia; Macroscelidea; Macroscelididae.